AUGAGUACAGCUUUACUGCUGGAUCCGGAGAUCCUUCAGCAGCUGAAGGUUCCCAUUAUCCCUCAGAUUGUGUGUAAGGUGAGGUAUCCUAAGCUGACUGCUGACAUGAUGUGUGCAGGGAACAUGGCAGGAGAGAAGGACACCUGCAAAUGUUUUGUGCUUCCAAAGAGGGAUUACGGCGGCCCGCUGGUGUGUCGUGCAGGCAGUGGCUUCGUGCAGGCGGGCGUCAUGAGCUACGGGAGUCUCAACGGUUGUACUUUUCCAGGCAGUCCUGGCAUCUUCACCCAGGUGUCCAAACAUCUGCGCUUCAUCAAUGACUACAUCCACCGCCGCUAGCGCCCAUAAAGUUGAAGAUGUCCAGUCUUCUCGCCUGACAGCCCGCCUAACUCUUUAUAGCUUCUCUCCUCCUGUUGAACUGUCCUUUACACUGGUUCAACAUCAACUCUGGUUUGGUCGACUAAAUCCUCUGCAUUAAAGCUUUUAAGCAUCA
This is a messenger RNA of Dicentrarchus labrax (European seabass), 490 nucleotides long. Its product is annotated as serine protease 27-like. Gene Ontology annotation, molecular function: serine-type endopeptidase activity. The transcript has 3 exons. Gene Ontology annotation, biological process: proteolysis. The record is from RefSeq and is a predicted model, not a curated record. Lineage: Eukaryota; Metazoa; Chordata; Actinopteri; Moronidae. Bases 1 to 336 code for a protein of 111 amino acids.